CCUCGAGGAUCUCUUGUGUAUGGCAUUACAAUCAAACAUUUUCAUUUUUUCCAGGGAAGUUCACAAAUACAAUGAUAUUAUAAACAACAGAAGUGAAUGGGUCAAGCUCAAUAUAGAACAAGAUAUUCAUGAUCAUCAUUCAGUGAAAUGGUUCGAUGUCGGCUAAACAGAUAAAGAGGUCAAAUAAAUACCUAUAGUUUGAUUUCAAUCUCUGGCGUUUCAACUGUUGGCAGGUACUUCAGUUUGUGGAUUACUAUCUGAAAUUUGUUUGCGUACUUGCUUUUUAAUGACACUUUGAUAACACAGACAGUGAACCAAAAUGCAGUCGGAACUGGAGGAGAAGAGAAAAAUGAUGGCCAAACUUGAAAAGGUUCCUCAGCCAGAAUUUGAAGGAGUUUCGUAUCCAUCAUUUAUGCCGUUUAGGAAAAAAGGAGCCAAAAAUGUAAUUGAAGAUAUAAUGAAUGUCAAAUCUAGAGAUUCAGAUAUAAUAAUCUGCACGUAUGCAAAGUCAGGAACACAUUGGACUUAUGAAAUAGUGAAUAUGUUACUGAAAAAUACGACAGAACUAGACAAUAAGAGCAAAAUGCAAGGCAUGUUAGAAGCAGUUGAAGAUUUGACUGUGCUAGAAGGUGUUCCCUCACCAAGGAUUAUGGACACGCAUUGCCUAUUUAAAUAUUUACCAAAGCAACACAAAGAAAAAAAGGUCAAAAUUGUGCACAUGAUUCGAAAUCCUAAAGAUGUAUGUGUUUCAUAUUAUUAUCACUGUUUAAAAGAUGUGUUUAUCAACUUUGAUGGAACAUGGGAGGAAUUUUUUGAACUGUUUAUGUCUGGAAAACAGCCUUAUGGAUCAUGGUAUAACUAUGAGUUAGAAAUGGAACGAGCAGCAGACGACUUUCCAGAGACGAUUUUUACCUGUUAUUAUGAAGAUAUGAAAAAGGAUCCUGUCAGAGAAAUAAAGAAACUUGCAGAUUUUCUUGGUACACCAUGUUCAGACGACACAUUAGAAAAGAUUGCCAAAGAAACAUCAUUUGGAAAUAUGCAGAAAAACAAAUUUGAUAUCACAGUGAUUGUAGAUGGCAAAGGGUUCAUUUAUCGGAAAGGUGAAAUAGGAGAUUGGAAAAAUCAUUUUACAGUCGCACAAAAUGAGAAAUUUGAUGCUCAAUACAAAGAAGAAAUGAAAGACAGUAAAUACAAGAUAACAUUUGAAUGAAAUAAUGUGUAUAAACUUUGCAAAUGAAAUUGAAAGGCUAGCCAGUUCCAAAUUGUAUACAGAGCGGCCGAAAUUGUACUAUCGAGAUGUUAUGGCAAGAUGAAUAAAUAAAGCGUAUCAUCUAGUUU
Molecule: messenger RNA, 1338 nt
Organism: Mytilus trossulus (common blue mussel)
Lineage: Eukaryota; Metazoa; Mollusca; Bivalvia; Mytilida; Mytilidae
Product: sulfotransferase 1B1-like
Exons: 7
Coding region: 320-1210 (296 amino acids)
Biological process (GO): sulfation
Cellular component (GO): cytoplasm
Molecular function (GO): sulfotransferase activity
Source: RefSeq, a predicted model, not a curated record